AAAUUGGCGUACUCUAUUUUUUGUGUCAAGCUAAAAAUUGGCGUACGCUUUCGCUGUGUCCACAGAGGAUAAUAACUCUGCACCACCACACCACACAACUAUAAUCUCCUGUUCCCUUAAAACUAAUUCAAACAUUUCACUAUUUAUCUUCUCGAUAAUGGAGACUACUGCAACAAUGGCCUCAACUUCCAAUCUCCUCUCCAGUUUCCCGAUCCGUCCGGCUAAAAUUUCCGGCACCGGCACCGGCGCUGCUUCAUUGUUUUCUCCGCCGCCGUCGAGGAAUUCAAUACGGAAGCUUCUAUUUCGCAGCAACAACAGAAGCUUCUCGAAUUCAGGGUCUCGGAGCAGUAGGAGAUUGUCGAUUACUUGCGGCGGUGUUAUGGAGAUCGGCGAGGCUCAGUUUUCUGAUGUUGUAUUGAAGUCUGAUCGUCCGGUUCUCGUUGAAUUUGUUGCCACUUGGUGUGGUCCUUGCCGACUGAUUUCUCCGGUUAUCGAAUGGGCGGCUAAGGAAUAUGAAGAACAGAUAUUGGUUGUAAAGAUUGAUCAUGACUCGAACCCUCAACUAAUUGGAGAGUACAAGGUUUAUGGACUGCCGGCUUUGAUUUUAUUUAAAAAUGGGAAAGAAAUAUCCGAGAGCAGGAGGGAAGGGGCAAUUACAAAAGCCAAAAUAAAGGAGUAUCUUGAUGCAUUCCUGGAGUCUGUAUCAGUACCCUAGUUUUGUUAAUAUUGUUACAAAUAAAUAUUGAAGCUGGUAAAAUAUGUUUUGUUUAUUAAAUUAUUCUCACAGUAAAAUGAGGCCUCUGGGUAAUAUAGAUAUCUGUAUAUCUUGGUAUCAGCAAUAUGUAUCCAUGUAAGAUUGCAUGAUCAGAGGAAUAGUUUAUGCAAUGCAAAUACGUUCUUUGUAAAUCACCGUUAUAUAUUUUCUUAGUCAUUCCAUUUUGUUUUAUA
This is a messenger RNA of Daucus carota subsp. sativus, 948 nucleotides long. RefSeq names its product thioredoxin X, chloroplastic. Gene Ontology annotation, cellular component: cytoplasm. The transcript is spliced from 2 exons. The coding region runs from base 158 to 715 and encodes 185 amino acids. Gene Ontology annotation, molecular function: protein-disulfide reductase activity. The record is from RefSeq and is a predicted model, not a curated record. NCBI's taxonomy places the organism in Eukaryota, Viridiplantae, Streptophyta, Magnoliopsida, Apiales, Apiaceae.